Messenger RNA from Orbilia oligospora ATCC 24927, 1782 nucleotides. RefSeq lists its product as uncharacterized. The record is from RefSeq and is a predicted model, not a curated record. Bases 1 to 1782 code for a protein of 593 amino acids. Gene Ontology annotation, molecular function: oxidoreductase activity; FAD binding. The transcript has 5 exons. NCBI's taxonomy places the organism in Eukaryota, Fungi, Ascomycota, Orbiliomycetes, Orbiliales, Orbiliaceae.
AUGAGGCUCCCAAAGUUUCCGAUUCCGGCAAUGCAAUUUUUAACGUCUUUGACCUAUCUCUCGUCUCUAAGGAUAUUUGCUGAGGCUACUGGUAAUAAUCUUGACGACUGCAAAUGCCAGCCUUCUCAGCGAUGCUGGCCAGACUCUCACGCCUGGUCGCGGCUUAAUAAGACUACAAAUGGUGCCCUCCUAAAAACGGUUCCCCCAGGAAUUGUCUGUUAUCAGGGCCCUGCAUACGACAAGGAAGCCUGUGAAAAGAUCAGUGAGGAAUCCAAGUAUCAUACUUGGAUUACCCAAUCUCCUUUCAAUGUUAUGCAGCCCGGCUGGAAUGGAAAUCCAUGCCCUCCUACCGGCGGGGCCGAAGCAAAUGGAACCUGUAAUACACUUCUUGGGUCACCAGUCUACGUUAUCAAUGCUACCAACCCCAGCCAGGUUGAAGCUGGUGUAAAGUUUGCGAAAAAAUACAACAUUCGGUUGAUCGUCAAAAACACCGGUCAUGAAUUCCUCGGCCGAUCAUCCGGUGCACAUUCGCUGAGUAUCUGGACCCACUACAUGCGGGAUGCUGAUUUCACAGAAAGUUUCAAACCGAAAAAGUGCUCUAAAGCCAAAGCCCACUCGGCGGUCACGAUUGGCUCUGGUAUGCAGUGGAAAGAUUUGGUUCUUCUGGCCCACCCACAUGGCAAACUCGUUGUCACUGGAGGUAAUCCGACCGUUGGAUGUAUCGGAGGGUUCAUGCAAGGUGGGGGCCACUCGCCAAUCGGCAGUAAAUACGGCAUGGCUGUAGAUCAAGUCCUCGAAAUAAAUCUUGUCACGCCGUCGGGCCAAUAUAUAACAGCCAAUGAAUGCGAGAAUUCCGAAUACUUCUGGGCUUUGCGAGGUGGAGGUGGCGGCACCUUUGGCGUAGUCACAAGUGCAACGAUUAGAACAUAUCCGACACAGCCAAUAACAGUUCUUAGUCAAAACUUCACUCUUACGUCUGACGACACUGAUAUUUGGUGGGAUUGGAUGGCAUACGUUCAUUCUGACAUCCCUCGUAUUUCAGAGGCAGGUCUUAUGGGCUACUCUUUCAUUUUCGACAACGGGACUGGAAAAGUGGGUUGGGCUGCUGCUCUGACCAUGGUUAAUGGCACUGCUGAGGAAGCAUCAGACAUACUCAAACCACUUUACGCCAACCUUACCAAUGGCAAAUACAAAGAUCAUAUUAUCUACGACCAACAGACAUACACUUUCCCAGACUUCAUGACUUACUUUGUCAACUUUUUCCGUGCUGAACGGGCAGGAAGCACCGCAGUUCUACCUAGCCGCCUCCUCGAUGCUAGAGCUUUAACCGAAGACCCAACAUUUUUCGCUGCUACCUUGAAAAAGAUGUGGAGUCCCUAUGUUGGUGCUUACCUUGGCCAUAUUGUUGGAGGACCUGGAGUCGCGCAGUACAAAAACGUUGACAUGGCGCUGAACCCCGCCUGGAGGCGAACAUAUAAUCAUUUCAUUGCCGCAACUGGCUGGGAUACACCAGACCUUCGAGAUGCCGUGGUUGACCACGCACGUAAUGUGCUCGAAUAUAACCUUCGAAAACUUGCCCCAGAAACAGGACAAUAUCUCAACGAGGCACUGUAUGGAAGCGAGGGAUGGCAAGCCGCCAACUGGGGCUCCAACUACCCGCGCCUUUUUUCAUUCAAAAAUAAAAUUGACCCAAACGGUGUAUUGUAUUGUUUCAACUGCGUUGGCUCAGAGAAAUGGGUGGAAAGUGCGAAUGGGUCUCUGUGCCGUGCCUCUUGGGCUUAA